This is a messenger RNA of Prunus dulcis (almond), 996 nucleotides long. RefSeq names its product F-box protein At3g07870-like. Lineage: Eukaryota; Viridiplantae; Streptophyta; Magnoliopsida; Rosales; Rosaceae. The transcript has 2 exons. Bases 1 to 996 code for a protein of 331 amino acids. The record is from RefSeq and is a predicted model, not a curated record.
AUGAGGCUCAAGAAAAUGAGGUUUGCAUUUGCUCCCAAAACCAGCCUACCCAUUUUAGAAUUUCGUAUGGUAAACUCUUGUAAUGGUUUACUUUGUCUGUCUGGAGAAAGUAGAGAUGACCCUUCGUAUGUGUGCAAUCCAAUUUUGGAUGAGUUCAUCACCAUCCCACCUAAUUACAAGGGCAGGUGCAGGGCCCCUCUUGAUGGAUUUGGUUUUAGCGUCGAGACGAAUCAGUACAAGGUGUUGCAACCUUUUAUCCGAUGGUCGACCCGGAGUGUCGCUCAAUCGACUACCUUGAGGUUGAGAUAUACUGUAUACACCAUAGGAACGGGAGUUUGGAGAAGCAUUGGAAAUGCUCCUAGUGACUUAUUUAAGUUUCCCUUCAGUGCCCUUUUCCAUGAAGCUCUUCAUUGGGUCUCCCUUGCUGUUGAAAGUGCUGAAUGCAUACAUUCUUUCAGCUUUGAAACCGAGCAAUUUCGAUCACUACCCUUGCCUAGCAACUAUGGAAGAGUAAAGAGAGAAUUUCAUGAUCUUUUAAAGUUGGGAGUUUUAGGAGGUUGUCUUGUUUUAUGUGUGUUUGGUGCUUCCAGGGAACUUGACAUGUGGGUUAUGAAAGAUUAUGGUGUCCAAGAAUCUUGGAACAAGAUUCUUGUUAUUGAAGACUUAUACAUGAAAGAUGUGUCCUGUCACUACACUGAACCAGUUAUGAUUUUGAUUGAUGGGCAAAUCCUCAUGGCGUUCAACGGUCGGGAUGUGGUUUUUGAUAAUCAAGAGAUAAAGAGUCUCGGGAAAUCUCAAAUUACUCCGACUGGGUCAGCGUUUGAUGCAACUUCUUACAGUGCAUGCUUUGUUCCACUCUCCAAAGUUUUUAAAGAAGAGGAGGUGAAAAGAAAUAUUUUCCAUCCUGAGUUCUGCUUACCUCCCUUAAUAUUGCAUAAGAAAGCAUGGAAAAUAAUGGUAUACAAUCUCAACUUCUCAUCAGGUUUGAAGAUGUGA